Molecule: messenger RNA, 2610 nt
Organism: Didymella exigua CBS 183.55
Lineage: Eukaryota; Fungi; Ascomycota; Dothideomycetes; Pleosporales; Didymellaceae
Product: Noc2-domain-containing protein
Exons: 2
Coding region: 155-2461 (768 amino acids)
Biological process (GO): ribosomal large subunit biogenesis
Cellular component (GO): nucleoplasm; Noc1p-Noc2p complex; Noc2p-Noc3p complex
Source: RefSeq, a predicted model, not a curated record
AGGAGCCACUGCGAGCUUAGACCCUGCCAUCUCUGAUUGGCCCAGAACUUUUCGAGCUCCACCCGAAAACUAGACGCUUGAAACUUUCUGAACAUUCUCGCCGGCCAACUAACAACAGAACGCCAAUUCGCGCAGAGCGCACACUGUUGCAACCAUGCCUGUCUCAAAGUCCACCAAGAAGUUCGAGAGGAACAAGCUCGGCGACGUCCUCAAGGCUCGCAAGAAUGUCGCCAAAAUAAAGCAGAGAAAGCAGAUGGAUGCAAAGAAGAAGCAGCGCAAGGCUGCCGACAAUGCAAAGGCCGAGGACCUUGAAGGGGAGGGCGCAAAGAAGCCCAUGAAGUCUACCAAGGAGGAUAACUUUGGCGACAUGUCCAUGGACCAGUUCUUCGAGGGCGGCUUCGAUAUUCCCAAGAUGAAGAAGACAAAACCGAAGACUGGAAAGCGCAAGCGCACACCUGUCGAAGCGGACGAUUCCGAGGACUCGUCAGACGAAGAUAUGGCUGAUGCAACCGCGAACGGCGACGACGACUCGGCUUCAGAUAGCGAAUCGGGCGACGAUGCUGAGACACACAAGCGCGACAUCGAGGCGCUGAAGAAGAAGGAUCCUGAGUUUUACAAAUAUCUGGAGAACAACGAUAAGGAGCUACUGGACUUCGAAGACGACGAUCUGGCCGACAUCGAUGCGCUCAGUGCCAGUGAGGACGAGGCCACGCCGAGGAAGAAGCAAAAGAAGGCUGCGAAGGCUGUGCCCGAGUCAGACGAGGAGAGUGAGGCUGCAACAGGCAAUGAGGUCUCGAAACAGCUCAUCCAGAAGUGGAAGUCGGCUAUGGAGACGAAGUCCUCCCUGCGGGCUAUGAAGGAGGUUGUUCUGGCCUUCCGUUCGGCAGCACAUCUCAACGACGAGGAAGGGAAAGCGUACAAGUACUCGAUAUCGGACCCUGAUGUCUACCACCAGGUUCUCGUAUCUGCCCUCACACUCGUACCCAGGGUUCUGAACCACCACCUGCCAGCCAAGGAGAGCGCAGGAGGCAAGAUCCGCAUCCCCGCAGACUCGAAGAAGUUCCGCACAUUGACGCCCCUCCUCAAGUCGCAUACAGUCUCCAUUCAGCAUCUUUUGGAGAACCUUUCAGACGCCUCCACCCUGCGUAUGACACUCGAUUCGUUAUUGAAACUGCUGCCGUACAUUCUCUCGUUCAAGAAAGUCGUUCGUGAGAUCGUCAAGACUAUAGCAGGCGUAUGGUCCGAUUCGUCCAACAACGAAGUAACGAGACUCUCGGCAUUCCUGGUCCUGCGACGCCUCAUGGUUAUCUCAGACGCCAGCCUGCGUGAGGCAGUCCUCAAGCAAGUCUACCAAGGCCUUGUCAAGGGCGCGCGGAACACUACUGUCCACAACAUCCAGGGCAUCAACCUGAUGAAGAAUACUGCGUCCGAGCUAUGGGGUAUCGAUGCCACCGUUGGCUACACAACAGGCUUUGGCUUUAUCCGCCAGCUUGCCGUUCAUUUGCGCUCAAGCAUCACCAACAAGACCAAGGACUCGUACAAGACAGUCUACAACUGGCAAUACGUCCACUCUCUUGACUUCUGGUCGCGCGUCAUCGCCGCCCACUGCGAGACUCUCCGUGAAGCCGAGUCGGGCAAGGCUUCUCCUUUGCGACCCCUAAUCUACCCUGUUGUACAACUCACCCUCGGAGCCAUGCGUCUGAUUCCCACAGCACAAUACUUCCCGCUGCGCUUCCAGCUCAUCCGCUCCCUCCUGCGCAUCUCCUCCGCCACAUCCACCUACAUCCCGCUCGCGCCGGCCCUCGUCGAAGUCCUUCAGUCCGCGGAGAUGAAGAAGCCGCCCAAGCCAUCGACCCUCAAAGCGCUCGAAUUCAGCACCCAGAUCCGCGCCACAAAAGCCUAUCUGCGCACACGCAUCUACCAGGACGGCGUGGGCGAGCAGGUCGCGGAGCUGCUGUCGGAGUUCUUCCUGCUCUGGACUAAGAACAUUGCGUUCCCUGAGCUCGCACUCCCCGUGAUCGUCAUGCUCAAGCGCUGGGUCAAGGCCAUGACGAAGAAGGCCUCUGGCAACAGGAAUGCAAAGAUCAACAGCCUCUUCGCUCUGCUUAUUCAGAAGCUCGAAGCUAACACUAGGUGGAUCGAGGAAAAGCGUACAAAGAUCGACUUUGCGCCCAACGAUCGUGCUGGUGUGGAUAACUUCUUGAAGGAUGUCGAGUGGGAGAAGUCGCCCCUUGGCGCGUACGUUGCUGGACAGAGGAAGGCCAGAGAGCAGAAACAGAAACAGCUCGAGGAUGCACGGAAGCAGGAAGAGAAGAAGAGAAAAGAGUACGAGAAGGAGGAUGCGGGCGCCAAGGCUGAGGUGUUUGAGGAGGAGAGCGGCGAUAUGGAGGAUGAGGACCUUGAGGACGAUGUUGAUGAUAUCGAGGAGGAGGAUGAAGAAGAGGACAGUGACGACGAGUAGAUGGCCGGUCUAGGCUUUCAUUUGCUGGAUUUGUGAGCUGUAAGAAUGUUUGGCGAGUAGGUCGGCAUACCCACAAAGGAAUCAUUACAAAAGAUUACGCACACUUCCUGUUCGGUGUAUCUCGCGAGAAGCAAUCAAGUAGUGGGGAG